AUGGCCUCGAACGACACACAAAUUAUCGGUUAUGCUCAACCAUGGAUUGUUUCCCCUGGACAGUCGGUGGACAUCAAAAUCUCGAGCACCGAAAAAGAAUACCGGCAUCGUCUAGUACGUCUUCUCCAGGGCUAUCGUGGUCCUCAUGGCCCACCCGUGGCGAUGGAGGAGAUCACUGAGGUCCCCGCAGGCCACCGUGACGAUGGUUGCUUUCAAAGCGCUUGCCCAGGGUCUUAUGCAGUCGUUCCAUCCUGGGCCAGCGUGGAAUACAAGGAUGAAGAAGGCAUCAAUAUAGAAUUCUAUGCCCAGCCCUACUUGCUGGAAAAUGACUCUGGUUGCCAAACCCUGCUCUCGUGUCUGGAUACGGAUUCUCGAACUGGGUUCGCAGUCAUUUUGAAGGACUCGACUUUCAGAAUUCUGAUUGGUACCGGACAUAACGUAGAAGUGAUUCAGAGUCAUCUUCUCGUAAACCGCUGGCGAUGGCUUCAAAUUUCCUUGAGCAUCAUCAACAAGAUGGUUACCGUGAGCAUCCACCAGCUCAUCCGUCUCUCGGAGCAAGCCCCGAAGGGACAAGUGAUGACCAAAUAUCUGUCCGCACCUAUGGUUCUUGGGUCGAAUGAGUUACUUUUCGGUGCUGGCAUGUUCGACACUGUCGGCCAAAAGAGCUCCGAACCCUCGUGUUUCUAUAAUGGUCGACUGGACUCCCUGUGCUUUGCAAUGUCACAAUCCCCACGACGAGUUGUCGCAAAAUACGACUUCUCUAAAAACAUAUCUUCUGAUACCAUUGAAGACGUUUCUGGCAAUGCCCGAAAUGGAAUAUUGAUCAACGCACCAACACGAGCUGUCAAGGGAUACAACUGGGAUGGCUCUCAGCCAGACUGGACUAAAGCAUAA
Messenger RNA from Penicillium daleae, 894 nucleotides. RefSeq lists its product as uncharacterized. The record is from RefSeq and is a predicted model, not a curated record. Lineage: Eukaryota; Fungi; Ascomycota; Eurotiomycetes; Eurotiales; Aspergillaceae. The transcript has 2 exons. Bases 1 to 894 code for a protein of 297 amino acids.